AUGGCAACAACAACCGAAACAAUAAACACUCACAAAAAAACCCUGCCGCUUAGUGGGGAAUACUGGGCCCAAUUUGAAGUUCCGCUUUCCUUACGGAUUCCACGAGCACCAGGACCAAAUCAAACCGAAAUGCCAUCUAAACGCUUCAGCAUACCCCGUUUUUCUCUUCAACCGCGAGAUUCAUCGUCAUCCCUUUCCGAUGCGACUUCAAAGCCCACGCAGAAAAAGGAAAAAAUGCGCCACGACAAUCUUCCCCCGUUGGUCAUACCCCGAAGAAACUCCUCACACCAAGCUUUGCUUCUUCAACUCCAAGUCAUCUCCGUCCCAGGGGCAAUCACGCUGAAGAAAACCUCGUCGGACCAAUCAAUCCAAAAGCGACAACCCCAAAGACCUCAUCAACCACCCUACCAACACUACCAACACGAACGAGUCUACCACAAACCAGCAACAGAUCCCUCUUCACAAAGGGUAUCCUCCGCCCAAUGCCCAGUCAUCAGACCGGUCCCCAUCCCCAUCCCCGACCUCCCACCCGUCCCCCCUGUCCCCCUCAGCAACUACCCCCCCAACUCCUCCUCCACCACCCGCCGCCUCUCCCAGGUCAUCAAGCGAGCCCGAAGCAGGAGCAAAAGCCGGGACCGUCGCAAGUCCACCAAACCAGCCGAACCAAUCCCCGAAACGCCCUUUCUGGCCUCUGCACCCUACGGAACAGGCAACAAGCUCAACCCGGGCGCCCCCUUCUUGAAUGAUGCCCCUAUCGUCGUCGAGCCAGAAACCCCCUUUCUGGCGCUGAGACUAGAGAGGAACAUGAACGGCCCCUCUUUUGAAGACGACGAUUUUCUUGCCGUGAUGAGCAAAGGUGGUAAGACGCCGCCUGACUCGGCCAUGACGAUGGGGAGUUUCCUCUCACAAUAUAAAUACCCGCCUGUGACGAAUCAGCAGCGUCUGGUGCAGUCGCCUAUUGGGUAUGGCGAGGAGGAGGAUGCAAGGGCUGUUUUGCCUAGUCAGAGUCCAAAGAAGGGGUCUAGGGACUCGGAGUGGGCGCAGAAAGAGAAGGCGUUGAAACGGUCGAGUGCGGUUUGUGGUGGGGUGAGGAGCUUGAAUGGGAAGGAUGGUAUGAGUCCUCGGGUGGCGGGGAAUGGGUUUUCUGCUGGGGGAGGGAGGCCGGUGUCGUUGCCGCCGUGGAGUAAGAUUCUGCCGACGGGGCCGAGGAAGUCGGGGGAGGUGAAUAUGGCAGAGAUGUAUGCGAGGAUGGAUCCUGAGAGUGGUCAUGAGGCGAGGGGACAGGGGAGGGAGAGGCAGUUGGUGGAAGUGAACGAGGAAAAGGCGGAGAGGAUGGAUAGCUUUAAUAGUGUUAUCUAUUCGAAAACGUGCGUGGCUCAUGAUUUGGAUGGGAGGGAAGAGUGGAGGAGGUCGAGGGUGGUUAGUCAGAAGGAACCGGAGCAGGAGUUGGUGGAUGAGUUUGGGGAGAGGGAAAAGGAUGCUUUGAAGGAGUUGUUAGAGUAUAUGGAUUCGAUUUUGGGACCGACUGACAAUCCUCCCAUGAGGUCGGGUGCCAGGUGUAUUGGUGGUGAUUGGAGCAAGGAGCAGAGUUGGUGGAGGGAUGUGAGGAGGAGCUUGCAGUAA
This is a messenger RNA of Podospora pseudocomata, 1623 nucleotides long. RefSeq lists its product as uncharacterized. The transcript has a single exon. NCBI's taxonomy places the organism in Eukaryota, Fungi, Ascomycota, Sordariomycetes, Sordariales, Podosporaceae. The coding region runs from base 1 to 1623 and encodes 540 amino acids. The record is from RefSeq and is a predicted model, not a curated record.